UUUCUUUGAUUUGUUUUCAUAUUAGGUGGUUGGAUUUUUUUUUUUUCCAUUUAUGUUCUUCCGUUUUGUUUUUUAAAUCUGAUCGGAAGAUACCCUGGAUUUUAGCUUCUAGAUUUGUACGUAGAAAUCAAUUGGAGUUAGUAAGUGUUUUACUUUAAUCAAUGAAGAGUGCUUCGCCGGAGCAAUCAUCAGUUAAAGCUGGUGAAAGAAUCGAAAACGGCGACAAGGAUAAGAAGAAGAAGCGCAGAACUAGUCGUCGAUCCAAGAACAGCUCAGUAGGUUGUGCAAUAGAAGACAUCAAUUUAGAAGCAUCGGAUGGACGAACCAGUUUGAGUAAAGCAAAAGAUUGUGCUUCUUCUUCACUUUGUACUAAGCAGAGAUCAGGCUUGGAUGAUUCCAGUGAAUUAACGAGAGCGUCUAAUGUUGCUUUCAAUUCUAUGCCGCCUUUGCGUUUCGAGGGUGGUGUCCCGAGCUCUGGAAGUCCCCUGGUCCGUUCUGCUGAAAUUAGUAAACAGUUGUUGUCCAAGUCGUGUCCUGAUCCUAGGGAUUGUGAGCAGUCUCCUAGAAUGGAUGGUGACUUGUUCCACCAAAUUGAAGGUUCCUCGCAGCGAAAGAUUUUCCCUUCACACUGGUCUCUCGAUGCUGUGAAAGAGGCUUUAGAGAAGGGUGAAGCUUUUAAGGCACUAUUUCGGGUGAAUGCUCAUAACCGCAAUGAGGCUUACUGUAAGAUCGAUGGAGUCCCUACAGAUAUUCUAAUCAGUGGAAACGUUGGCCAAAAUAGAGCAGUGGAAGGAGAUACUGUUGCUAUUAAACUGGAUCCGCUCUCACUGUGGCCUAGGAUGAAAGGAUUUGUUACAGAAAAUGUUGCAAAGUCUGAAGAAACGAGCAGUCCCCCAGAUAAAGAUGAGCAUGUCCGCCAUUUAGGAAGGGACGAGAUAAAUGCUCAAGUGAAAAAUUCUGUUGGUGUGGUGGAAGGUUUUGAAGAUGGGUAUUCGACAAACAAAUCUUCAGUUAUAGGACACGGGGUUAAGAACUGUGUUAGUCGCGGUUUUACUCCAUUACUGGAUUCAUGUUUGGGCUCUUUUAGUGAGCAGAAAGGAGUUGGCAGUGCGGCGGAGAAGCUAUGCGCUAUCAUUAGUUCUUUCCCCAACAAACGACCAACUGGACAAGUAGUUGCUGUCGUUGAAAAAUCACUUGUAAGAAAUUCUAUUGUUGGUUUGCUGGAUGUGAAGGGAUGGAUUCAUUACAAGGAAGGUAAUGAAAAAACGAGCAAGUCUCCUUUGUCUCUUUCUGAUGAUGAAUACGUCCAACUGAUGCCUGCAGACCCUAAGUUCCCAAAAUUGAUUGUUCCCUUCCAUGUCUUACCUGGAAGCAUUAGAGCAAGACUUGAGAGUAUGGAUCCGACUCUCGAGGCAGAGCUGGUAGCUGCCCAAAUUGUGGACUGGGGCGAAGGGAGUCCAUUUCCCCGAGCCCAGAUUACACAUAUGUUUGGCCGAGGCAGUGAAUUGGAACCCCAGAUCAAUGCGAUAUUAUAUCAGAAUUCGGUUUGCGAUUCUGAAUUUUCUCCUGGCUCUCUUGCUAGCCUUCCACGUGCUCCUUGGGAAAUCCCAGAAGAAGAGGUUCAACGCAGAAAAGAUCUGAGAGACCUGUGUGUAUUCACCAUCGACCCCUCGACGGCUACAGACCUCGAUGACGCUCUAUCAGUACAAAGUUUACCCGGCGGUUUUUUUAGAGUCGGUGUUCACAUUGCUGAUGUCUCCUACUUUGUUUUACCAGACACUACUCUUGACACAGAAGCUCAGUUUAGGUCGACAAGUGUUUACAUGCUGCGGAGAAAAGUACCAAUGUUGCCUCCAUUAUUAUCGGAGAACGUUGGUUCACUUAACCCAGGAGCUGCUAGGCUUGCUUUUUCUAUCUUCUGGGAUUUAAAUAGAGAAGGAGAUGUGACAGAUCGCUGGAUUGGUCGUACUGUUAUACGGUCGUGCUGCAAGCUUUCGUAUGACCAUGCUCAAGACAUUAUAGAUGGGAUGAAUGACGUUGCAGCGAAUGCCUGGCCUGCUUUGUACGGACCUUUCGAGUGGAGUGAUGUAAUUCGAUCUGUCCAACAGCUUAGUGAGAUUUCCACCACUUUAAGGCAAAAAAGGUUUAGAAAUGGGGCGUUGCAGCUGCAGAAUUCCAAACCCGUUUUUCUCUUCGAUGAACAUGGAGUUCCGUAUGAUUUUGUGGUGUGCAGUAGAAAGCCUUCAAAUCUCCUUGUUGAGGAGUUUAUGCUUUUAGCAAAUAUGACAGCGGCUGAGGUGAUUUCUCGAGCUUACCCUCACAGUGCAUUGCUCCGGAGGCAUCCAGAACCUAAUAUGCGUAAGCUCAAAGAAUUUGAAGGCUUUUGUUCAAAGCAUGGUAUGGAGUUGGACGUUUCUUCUUCUGGCCAAUUCCAGGUGUCAUUGGCGAAAAUCACAGAAAACCUCAAGGAUGACUCAGUUUUUGUAGACAUUCUCAACAAUUAUGCUAUAAAACCAAUGCAAUUUGCAUCUUACUUCUGCACUGGGAACUUGAAGGAGGAUGUUGCUGAGUGGGGACACUAUGCACUUGCUGUUCCUCUCUAUACUCACUUUACAUCUCCUCUUCGACGAUAUCCCGACAUAGUUGUUCAUCGUGCGGUUGCGGCUGCUCUUGAAGCUGAGGAGUUGUUCUCAAAGCUGAAGCAAAAAUCAGGUGGUGAAUUGAGAAGCUGCUUCACUGGCAUUCGUUUCGAUAAAGAUGCUGCAGAAUCUAUGGAGGGCAAGGAAGCAUUAUCAGUCGCUGGUUUGAAACAUGGUGUUCCCUCCACUGAAAUACUCUCUGAUAUCGCUGCUUAUUGCAAUGAGAGGAAGCUGGCGGCUCGAAAAGUCAAAGAUGCAUGUGAUAAGCUUUACACUUGGUGUGUGUUGAAGAGAAAAAAGGUUUUUCCGUGUGAAGCUAGAGUAAUGAACUUGGGAUCAAGAUUUAUGACUAUUUACAUUGGCAAGCUUGGCAUUGAACGGAGAAUAUACUAUGACCAGAUUGAAGGCUUGUGUGCAGAAUGGCUAGAGGCAACAUCAACCUUAAUCCUUGAUAAACUCUAUUCCAAAAGAGGUGGAAGAGGCUAUUUCAAGCCCUUGAAAGAGGUUGCUUAUUUGGUGAGUCCUUGUGACCUAUGUGUUGCCAAAUACAAUGCACUGUCUGUCAAUGACACCGAGCGAGAAGACGAGAUUGCCCCUGCGGUAUUUCCUUUGACCAUCCAGCUUUUCUCGACCGUUCCUGUGGUUCUUCACGCUGUUGGUGGCGAUGACGGUCCGCUAGAUAUAGGAGCGAGACUCUACAUGACUUCAUAUUAUUGAUGAUUGGAGCAAAGAGAUCUCUGAAGAUGCAGAUUAUAGCAACUGUUGUAUAUUUUUUUUUUUUUUCACAUUACAGUUGCUGAAAAAGCAAUCAUGUCGGACGAGAAUACAGCUCCGUAGUUGGAUGAUAUAGACUAGACACAAAGAGACCAAAUGUGGAGACUUGCCGUUGUUUUUGGUUCGGUUUGGAUCCACAUUGGUUUGAAGUUGUGUUAAAAAUGUGUUUCUAUUUUUUUUUGUUUUCAUGGAUUUCGCUUUCCCAAUAUGUUUUAGUUUUGGGUUAGCUGAAGAAAUCAUCAAAAGCUUUCUUGUUUGGUGA
This is a messenger RNA of Eutrema salsugineum, 3675 nucleotides long. Its product is annotated as DIS3-like exonuclease 2. Gene Ontology annotation, molecular function: 3'-5'-RNA exonuclease activity; RNA binding. NCBI's taxonomy places the organism in Eukaryota, Viridiplantae, Streptophyta, Magnoliopsida, Brassicales, Brassicaceae. Gene Ontology annotation, cellular component: P-body; exosome (RNase complex). The record is from RefSeq and is a predicted model, not a curated record.